UUAUGCUACGCCUCUCCCUAUUUACAGUUUUCAUUGUAUACUCGACUGAUUCUUGUGAUUAUUGAGUUUACUUCGUAGCCUUUUUUCAAAAGAGCUGUAAUCGAUAUCUAGCUCGAAAGAAAACGUACUUAUAAUUCUCUCUAUUAUGUUUCUAAUCACUAAACUUGCAAAACUGAAGACUGAUCAUUUAGCUGUGACGCAAUAACUGCUAGAGUUCAAGAAGGCUUUAACCAUUGAAUGCGAUGAAUAUGCCACUAAUGAUCAGUAAUGCAACUAUGUAUGUAAAUUAUAUUUCACAGCUUGUAGUACUACUGGCUCAGUCGCCUCAAUAAUUUACUAAUAAGUGCAGAAUGCAUAUUGACGGACUGCCCUUGGUACGGCUACUUUAUUUUGAAGGCUAUACUUGCAUGUAUCAAACAUUUGAGAUUUCUUUCUUAACAGAAGAACGUAAACAUUCAAACUGACUGACGACGAGUGAGAUGAGAGAGAACGCUUGUAAUAAUUUAUCUCCAUACUAUUAUCCUGUUGCUUCAAAUACUUUUUAAAAUUCAUCUCACCCACGCUGCUGAUAAGAAGACAGAAUAUUCUAAUCAUUUGAGAUGAACACACUGACAGAUGGACAAUUACUUUGCUCGUAUUCAAAAUACAACAGAAGUGAUGAAUUUGAUUCAACUGAAUCACAUCAAAUCGAAUUGUCGAACGUUUUACUGAAUUUUCGGUCUCUGAUGAACAUAAGGGUUUUCCAUCAAAAAUCAGUUUUGAAAGAAAAAAUCCCUUUUCAGGCAAUUUGAGGUCGUCGCUCUACUCUAAAAAUCUACUUAAGCUUCAUCGAAAACUUAAGUACAUCCAGUUCUGUAUCACAUUCUACGUCAAACAUAAAACUAUCUGUUUUGUUUUUUCAAAAAUGUUCUAUGAUAAUGAAUAGCAACGAACACUACAACUACAAUUCUAACCACAACCACAAUUACAGUUACAACUACUACUCAACAGAUAGUACCACUACGAGCACCUGCUAUUGACAUUCAUCCGAAUGCAAAAUGGACACAGAAUGGUCUCACUGUGGCUGGAGGCAUUGGAUCAGGCAAUGGAAUCAAUCAACUCUCUUUCCCAUACGGUUUGUUUGUCGAUGACAAUCAAACUAUUUAUAUCGCUGAUACGUCGAAUCAACGUAUUGUGGAAUGGAAAUAUGGAGCAACGAGUGGCCAAGUGGUUGCCGGUGGAAAUGGACAAGGAAAUGGAGUUAAUCAGUUGGACACGCCCGUUGAUGUUAUUGUCGACAAAGAGAAAGAUAGUCUCAUCAUCUGCGAUUACGCGAAUAAUAGAGUAGUUCGAUGGCCUCGUCAAAAUGGUACUAGUGGAGAAACAAUCAUCUCGAACAUCUCUUGCAUCGCUUUGACAAUGGAUGAGAAUGGAUCUCUCUAUGUCGUUGACGCAGGAAAACAUGAAGUGAGACGAUAUCAAAUUGGUGAUACUGAAGGAAUAGUGGUUGCAGGUGGCAAUGGAUAUGGAAAUCGUCUUGAUCAACUCUCUACCCCCUCCUAUGUAUUUGUCGAUCGAGAUCAUUCAGUGUACGUGUCUGAUAAGCUAAAUAAUCGUGUGAUGCAAUGGAAGGACGGUGCAAAAGAAGGCAUUGUUGUAGCCGGUAGUCAAGGGCAACGAAAUAGUCUUUCACAAUUGUAUUAUCCUGAAGGAGUUGUUGUCGAUCAAUUGGGUACUGUCUAUGUGGUUGAUGGUUGGAAUUAUCGAAUCAUGCGUUGGCCAAAAGGAGCCACACAGGGAAGUGUCAUUGCUGGUGGAAAUGAUAGAGGAGGACAGUCAAAUCAAUUCUAUUAUCCAAUUGGUUUAUCAUUCGAUCGACAUGGCAAUCUCUAUGUCGCUGAUCAAUGGAAUCAUCGAGUACAAAAAUUUAAUAUCGAACAGACAACAAAUUAA
Messenger RNA from Rotaria sordida, 1932 nucleotides. The record is from the annotation of a GenBank genome assembly. NCBI's taxonomy places the organism in Eukaryota, Metazoa, Rotifera, Eurotatoria, Philodinida, Philodinidae.